UUGAGUGCUCUGCUUUCUAGCGCUUCGCCACAUUUUUGCUGUAAGAUCUGUGCGGGUCGUAGUGGAGACAAAAAUCAUAAUGCAAAAAGAAACUGGAGAAAAGUCCGCUGACAUGACCGGUGAAGAGGUCCAUACUGUCUUUCCGAGGCUUAACAAAAAACAAGCUGCGGGCGCAAACAGUGGGGGUGAUGAAACAACCGAUGACCUUCUUGCUUCAAAGAUAUUGGUGGUAGUGAAUCCAGAUGUGCACCCAGAAGAGGCAGAUGAGGAAGCACGAGAUGUUCCGGAAAUUCUCCCGACGCAAGGCUCAUGGUCAGAUGAUGACAAUGCUCAGAGCGAAGCGAGCGUGGGCAACCAUGACAGAGUCAAACGCAUCUGCUGCGGAAAAUACUGCAGAAUGCCUACCCUCAGCAAUAAAAUUCGAAGCACGCACGGCGCUUCAGAGCGAGUGCACCAGGACGUCCAACUACUCCAUCUACUUUGACUUCCGGUGCAGGUCGCCCGGCCAAUUCUGUGCCUACCACGGCUUCGCCAACUCCAACGGCACGCACUGCUUUAACAAGCCGCAGCGGCCUACGCCCGCUCCACGCUGGCUCAUGGACCAGCAGGGGACCUACCAGACCAACGUCACCGACGACUGGCCCGUUGCUGGUCAGGCGACGCCCGUCGGUCACGUCGGCCGCCGUCUGAUCUCGCAGCGUGAUUUCUUCUACUACUUCGUGCGCGACAGACCGAGCAACCACACUCGCGCGGGCCUCAAGGAGCACCGGCGCGCCGUCUUCACGCGCAGCUACCUGCUCGCUUGGCUGCUCGCGUUGCUGCCCUGCUUCAGCGUCUGGCUCUCCUCGUGGGUCGCGGUGCUGCUGGUGCUGCUCAGCCCGGUCGUGGUCCUGCUCCUUCUGUGCCGUGUGUUGAUCUUCCCCGGCUCCUGGGCCGGCAUCGCCAACUUCUUCUACGGGCGCGCGCACCUCGCCACCCUCAUCGACCUCAACUGCUGGGUCGAUGCCAUCAGCAUGACGUACUGGAGCGUCAACAUAGGCGGGGGCCUGAACCCCGCGCUGAGCUCGCGCAACCGGCUGCGCCACAACGCACUGCUCAGCUCCGUCAUCGUCGUGUUCUCUGAUUUGGCGUUCGGCGUCCUCAACAGCAUGGUGCUGUUCUCUGUGCGCGGCACUCUCGAGGUCCGCUCCGCGUUCAUGUACGGGGAGCUGCUGGAGCUGGACGACGACCCGCAGGCGCUUACGUUCGUCGCCUUCACCACCGUCGUCGAGAUGAUGCCACACCAGCGCUUCUGGGGCGUCAUUUACUUCGGCACGAUGCUGGGGCAGACGGUGGGCUCGGUCGCCAUGGUCGUCAUCGCCCUGGGCCUGAGCCUGGUGGACGCGGUGCCGUUCUUCGGGCACUUGGCGUUCCCGCUGGCGGCGCUGACGGCCUACUCGCCAGCGCUGCUCCUCGGCGCGGUUGUCGGCCUCGGCACCUGGUUUGGCUCCGAAUGGUCCUGCUUCUCGCUCUUCCAGCUGCAGUGGAUCGUAUGCAACAUGCUGAUCGCCAUGGUGCUCGGUCAGAAGCUCUCGAAGCCGGCAUUCCUGACCGAGACCAGGGAGCUCCUGCAUCAGCCGCUCGGCCGCAACCUCGGACGCUUCUUCGUCGUCAGCUGGCUCGUCAUCACGCCCUUCAUCACCGUCUUCCAGAUGCUGUACAUGAUAACGCACUUCCAGCUGCCGCCCGUGCGCCCCGGCUCGCACUGGUUGAUGGCGCUGAGCUGGGUGGCGGUCUCAACGCCGCCUCUGGUGACACUCGUGACCACGGUGGUGGUGUGCCGCAGCACCAACACCUGGGCGCUGUUCGCCACCACCGACCAGUUCCGGCCGGAUCCGCAAGCGCUAGUCGAGCUUCAGAGUGCCGCCACGAUCGGCCUGGAGACGUACGUGGACCAGACGUCCAGCGGCAAGGUCAGAGGUCCGAGGUCAGAGUCAGCAGCUUCCCUCUCCCAGCAUGAGGGUCCUCGCUCUGAGCGGCGAGGAUCCUCGCUCUGAACGACGGAGGACCUGUGCUCUGAACAGCGGGGGGUCCUAACUAUUAACGGCAGAGGGUGCUCGCUCUGAACGGUGGAGGGUAUUCGCUCCGAACGGCAGUGGGUCCUCGCUCUGAACGGCGGGGGGGGGGCAUAGCUCUGAACGGCGGAGGACCAGUGCUCUGAACAGCGGAGGGUCCUAGCUCUGAACGGCGGAGGGUGCUCGCUCUGAAUGACGGGGGUACUCGCUCUGAAAGGCGGAGGUCCUGUGCUCUGAACAGCGGAGGGUCCUAGCUCUUAACGGCAGAGGGUGCUCGCUCUGAACGCCGGGGGGUCAUAACUCUGAACGGCGGAGGACCU
Molecule: messenger RNA, 2374 nt
Organism: Pollicipes pollicipes
Lineage: Eukaryota; Metazoa; Arthropoda; Thecostraca; Pollicipedomorpha; Pollicipedidae
Product: sodium- and chloride-dependent taurine transporter-like
Exons: 2
Coding region: 243-2036 (597 amino acids)
Biological process (GO): amino acid import across plasma membrane; nitrogen compound transport; sodium ion transmembrane transport
Cellular component (GO): plasma membrane
Molecular function (GO): amino acid:sodium symporter activity
Source: RefSeq, a predicted model, not a curated record